AUGAGAGUUCUUGUCCCCAUGGCGCAGCAUGACACGGGCCGCGCCGGCUCCGUCCCCGUGGCAGCCGCCCCAGGCCCCGGUAACUGGGCCUCGCCAUGUCCGGCGUCGCUUCCCUGUCGCCAUGGCAACCCGGCGUGGCACCGGAAGUGGCGUAAGGGACAGGCGGGAAGUGGCCGCUGGGGCGGAAGCGGCGGCGCGAUGGCGGCGGUGACAACGGAGAGUGGGGCCGGGAGCGGGGCCGCAGGCAGCCCCGAGGCCACCGGCGGGAGCACCGGGGGCGGCGGGUGGCGGCGUCCCCACGGGCCGCUCCAGCGCUACUAUGGCCCGUCCACUGCCGAGGCGGCCGAGGCGGCCCCGGACCCCACCGACAUCAACGGGCCCCACUUCGACCCGGAGGUGUUCAUGACCAAGGUGCGCAGCGAGUGUCCCCUGGGGCAGCUCCUGGCCCGCGAGGCCGCGCUGGGCCGGGAGAUCCGCGCCCUGGACAGUGACAUGCAGACCCUGCUCUACGAGAACUACAACAAAUUCAUCUCCGCCACUGACACCAUCCGGAAGAUGAAGGUGGAUUUCCGGCACAUGGAAGCAGAGAUGGAUGACCUGGCGGCCAACAUGGCGGCCAUCAGCGCUUCGAGCGCCCGCGUCAGCGCCGCGCUGCAGGACCGGCACCGCCGCGGCGCCCAGCUGGCCGGGGUGCAGGCGCUGCUGCGGAAGCUGCAGGCGCUGGUGGAGGUGCCGGGGCGACUGCGGCGCUGGGCGGGGACGGAGCCGGCUCGUGCCCUGCGCUGCCACGCCCGCGCCCGUGCCGUGCUGCGCCACUACCGCCACCUGCCCUCCUUCCGCGCCAUCGAGGACGAGAGCCACGCCAUCAUGGCCGACCUGGCCCAGCGCCUCCGCACACGCCUCCGGGAGGAGACGCUGGAUCCCAAGGAACUCACCGAGUGUGUGGAGAUGCUGCUGCAGCUGGAGGAGCCGGCCGAGGAGCUGAGCGAGGAGUUCCUGAGCCAGGCGGGCGCACGCCUCGAGGCCGAGCUGGCGGCGCUGGAGGCCGAGCUGCCCACAGCCGACCCCUCGGGCACGGCCAGCACGCCGCCACCGCCCGCCUCCGACAUCCUGGACUUUGUGGACCGCGGCAGCUCGGCCUUCGUGGGCACGCUGUGCCAGCUGGCCGGCUCGUACCGCGCGCUGUUCGGCGGGGACACGGGGCACCUGGAGCCCUUCGCCGCCGCGCUGGCCACCCGCUACUUCGCGCUGCUGGAGCGGCGGCUGGCGCUGGAGCGCGGCCUGGGCGACACGUCCCUGCUGGUGCGGGCGCUCGACCGCUUCCACCGCCGGCUGCGCGCACUGCUCGAGCUGCUGCCCGCGGGCGCCGACGCUGCCGCCGCGCUGGUGGCCCGGGCCGCCCGCGAGCGCGUCGACCGCUACCUGCGCGCCCUGCAGACCUUCUUCCUGGGCUGCCUGGGUGACGUGCGCCAGGCGCUGGCUGCCCCUCGGCCCCCCGGCAAAGAGGGGCCCGGCCUGCCCGACCUGCUGGCCACGCUGGCCGCCUCCGUGCUGGGCCAGCUCAAGGCCGUGCUGGCCUAUGUGCAGCUCUUCACCGCCAGGGACGUCGCCUUUGCCAGCCUGCCCUACUUCAAGGGGGAGUUCUGUGUGACAGCAGUGCGUGAGGGACUGGUGGUGGCCUUCGUGCGCUGGCUGUGCCGCACCGCCCGUGGCUUCGCUGAUGGCCCGGCCGAGCGGGGAGCUCCCGCUGCUCCCCCGGCCCUGCUGCUGCUCCUCGCCCGUCUCUGCCUGGACUAUGAGAACUCCACCAUCAGCUACAUCCUCACCCUCACGGAUGAGCAGUUCCCGCCCCAGGACUCGGGGCCGGCGGUGACGCCGGGGCCGGCACUGUGUGCGGAGGCGCGGGCGGCGGCGCAGCGGCUGCUGGACCACUACGUGCAGGUGCAGGGCGCGGCCGUGGCGCAGAUGCUGCGCAAGAGCGUCGAGACGCGCGACUGGCUGGGCACCGUCGAGCCGCGCAACGUGCGCGCCGUCAUGAAGCGCGUGGUGGAGGACAUCACCGCCAUCGACGUCCAGGUGGGGCAGCUCUUCGAGGAGGGUGUGAGGCGGGCGCAGAGCAGCGAUUCCAGCCGGCGCGCCUUCUCUGUCUACAGCAGCUCGCGGGCACCUGGCCGCUAUGCCCCCAGCUACACCCCCAGUGCCCCCAUGGACACCCACCUGCUCAGCAACAUCCAGAAGCUUUUCUCUGAGCGCAUCGAUAUCUUCAGCCCUGUUGAGUUUAACAAGGUGUCGGUGCUGACGGGGAUCAUCAAGAUCAGCCUGAAGACGCUGCUGGAGUGCGUGCGGCUGCGCACGCUGGGGCGCUUCGGGCUGCAGCAGGUGCAGGUGGACGGGCACUACCUGCAGCUCUACCUGUGGCGCUUCGCCUCCGACGAGCGCGUGGUGCAGGGGCUGCUGGACGAGGUGGCCGCCAGCGCUGCCCACCGCUGCCUUGACCCCGUCCCCAUGGAGCACAGCGUCGUCGAGCUCAUCUGCGAGCGCGGGUAGCAUGAGGGACAGGGACGUGCCACACAUGGGGCCCGUUACACCUCUGGGGACAGACCUGGGCCCUGUGAGUCCCCACACGUACGUGAGGUGUCCUUCCCAACAUUGAGGACACCUUGUCUUCACACCGGGUCGCGCCAUGUUGUUCAAACCCCACUUCCCCACUGCCUCCCCAGCCCAGUGACACAGUGUUAUCCCCCCACCUUGGUGACAUCCCCUCGUGCCUGGAGACAGCCCCUUUGUCACUAAUAAAUUAUGUGUGAGUUGAAUUGAA
Messenger RNA from Vidua chalybeata, 2818 nucleotides. RefSeq names its product VPS51 subunit of GARP complex (gene VPS51). Gene Ontology annotation, cellular component: GARP complex; EARP complex; membrane. Gene Ontology annotation, biological process: Golgi vesicle transport; lysosomal transport; Golgi organization. The coding region runs from base 1 to 2547 and encodes 848 amino acids. The transcript has 10 exons. Lineage: Eukaryota; Metazoa; Chordata; Aves; Passeriformes; Viduidae. The record is from RefSeq and is a predicted model, not a curated record.